UGUGAGAUUAGCUGCUUUUGCGUGUUAAUUGGAUUCUUUAACAAUUAUAGGCAUGUUUAAAAAUUUGUUUGCAUAUGCUCAAUAUAGCUGCAAGUGUAUCUUAUCUGUGAAAUAUGGCACAUAUGUAUGUACAUACGUACACGGCAGACAUAUGUAUGUUUGUGUGACAGGAUCGUCAACAUUCAACAGCUGAUAAGCUCUGCGAGGGGCAACGAUUGCGGCCCGUAAACCAGUCGGGGCGUGGCACAGCACAGUUCGUUGUCGUCUCAGUUGUUGGCGAAUCGUUGUUGGAUUCACUCAGAGCACGAAGGAGAAAUUGGAACGGACAUGGAGGCAUUGGGCGAGUGCAUUGAACUGCGGCGGGAGCGCGAGGGCGCGACAAUUGCCAGCGAAGACUUUGCCGUUUGGUGGGCGGGCGGUCGGCACGAGCUGGAGGAGCGUCGUGCACUGGAAAAUUACUUUUUCAACGAUCCGGAAUUCGAUGAUGCAGUGCAUCCGAGCUGCAUGUCGUACAAGCAGCGCUACGAGCAUGCCUUAACCAAGGGCACCAAAUUUCUAGCCAAGCUGCGCGAAUGGCAGCGCAGCCAGCGCGCACAGCAGCCCAAAGACAAGGAGGAGCAGGAGCUGGAGGGGACAGAGGACAGCAUUAACAUUAAGCUGCUGUACGACUAUCGCAUGCUGCUGUCGGGUCCAGUGGGCACGGCGCUGUUCCAGCAGAGUUUUCCGCUGCGCCUGCACUUCUCCAUGUUUCUGCCCACGCUCCUGAGCCAGGGCAACGCGGAGCAGCAGCGGCGCUGGGUGGGACGCGCCUGGCGCUUGGAUGGCAUCGUUGGCACCUAUGCCCAAACGGAACUCGGCCACGGCAGCUAUAUACGCGGCCUGGAGACGCGCGCCGACUACGAUGCGGAACGCGAACAGUUCGUGCUCAAUACGCCCACCCUGAGCGCCUACAAGUGGUGGCCCGGCGGUCUCGGGCAGACGGCCAACAUGGUAGUGGUGCUGGCGCAGCUCUACAUCCGUGGCAAGCAUCAUGGACUGCAGCAGUUUCUGGUACGCAUACGCGAUGAGCAGACGCACGAACCGCUGCCCGGCAUCGAUGUGGGCGACAUUGGGCCCAAGCUGGGCGCCAACGGGGUGAACAAUGGCUUCCUUGGCUUCCGCAAUGUGCGCAUACCGCGCGAUCAGAUGCUGAUGAAGAACGCCCAGGUGCUCGCCGAUGGCCGAUUCGUGCAGGCGGCACAGCCGCUCCUAGUCUAUGGCACCAUGGUGUUUGUGCGUGUCAUCAUAGUGCGGGACGUAAUGUUCGGGCUGCUCCAGGCGGCCACCAUAGCCACACGCUACUCUGCCGUGCGUCGCCAGAGUCCCAUCGAGCCGAAUGCACCGGAACCGCAAAUUCUGGAUCAUGUCACGCAGCAGGCGAAGAUUCUGCCGCAAAUCGCGCGCGGCGUUUGCUAUCGCCUGGCGGCCGACGUCUUGUGGUCCAUCUAUCAGCGCGUCAUGCAACAGCUGGAGGCGGCUGGACACAAUGGCAGCAAUGGUGGACGCGAGCUGCCGGAGCUGCACGCGCUCAGCUGCUGCCUUAAGGCCGUCUGCACAGAGGGCGCCGCCGAGGGUAUCGAUGUGCUGCGCAAGGCCUGCGGCGGCCAUGGCUACAUGUCGUCCGCCAACUUUGACAGCAUCCAGGGCCUGGCCAGCGCCGCCUUCACCUACGAGGGCGAGCACACGGUCCUGCUGCUGCAAACGGCGCGCUUUCUGCUGCGCCAGCAUACGGAUGCGCUGAAGCGCAAGGUGCUGCCUGCCAGCGUCACCUACCUGCGCAACGCAUCGCCGCUUAGCUGGGGCGACAAUCUGCUCGAGAAUGUGGCACGUGCGCUAGAGAUCUGUGCUGCGGCCCAGCUGCGCGAGGCCUGGCAGUGGCAGCAGGAGCAGCGCCAGCACGGCAAGCACACGGACCAGCAGGCCAACAAUUUGAGCGGCAGACGACUGACCGCAGCGGCGACGUUGCACGGCCACGCCUACUUGGCACGUAAUGCCAUCAAGCAGCUGGCACAGCUGGGGCCCAACGUGCAGCCGGCGUUGUAUGAGUUGCUGCAGCAGCUGGUUGAGCUGUUCGUGCUGGACACAUUUCUGCGCCAGCUGGGCGCCGUGCUCAAGUGGAACAGCAACAGAAUCAGCAGCAAGCAGCUGCAGCAGCUGGAGCAGCGCUACGAGCAGCGGCUGGGCGCACUGCGUCCCAAUGCCUUGGCCCUGGUCGAUGGCUUUGAUUUUCAUGAUCGCGUGCUCGGCUCCACGUUGGGCUGCUGGGAUGGCCGUGUCUACGAGCGUCUGAUGGCGGAGGCGCGUCGCAAUCCCCUCAACCAGGAGGCCGUCAAUCCCAGCUACCACACGCAUCUGCAGCCGCUAUUUCGUUACAAGCUGUGAAGCGCCACAGAAUG
Drosophila novamexicana is the source of this 2435-nucleotide messenger RNA. RefSeq names its product probable peroxisomal acyl-coenzyme A oxidase 1. NCBI's taxonomy places the organism in Eukaryota, Metazoa, Arthropoda, Insecta, Diptera, Drosophilidae. Gene Ontology annotation, biological process: fatty acid beta-oxidation using acyl-CoA oxidase; lipid homeostasis. Bases 328 to 2421 code for a protein of 697 amino acids. The transcript has 2 exons. Gene Ontology annotation, molecular function: acyl-CoA oxidase activity; fatty acid binding; FAD binding. Gene Ontology annotation, cellular component: peroxisome. The record is from RefSeq and is a predicted model, not a curated record.